This is a messenger RNA of Miscanthus lutarioriparius, 642 nucleotides long. The record is from the annotation of a GenBank genome assembly. Lineage: Eukaryota; Viridiplantae; Streptophyta; Magnoliopsida; Poales; Poaceae.
AUGUCGACGGUCACUUCUUGCACCCUUCUGAGCCUCGGGUCCGCAGUGCGUCCGGCAGUCUAUUCCUCCGGGAGACCAGCAGCGGUGGGGGUGGCUUCCCUUUCUUCCCAGAGGACGCCCCGGCCCCUUUCUGUGUGUUGUGCGACCAGCCAGAAAGGGGAUCACAACCCAAAGACGGAUUUGCAUCCAUUUAACAUCCCUGCCUUCGUUCUGGUGCACCCGGUUCCACCACGUGAGGAACGGUGGCAGCUGGAGGAGGACGCCGAGAAGGUGAACCUGUGGUUCGAGGUGCCUGGGCAGUCCCAGUAUGACCUCGCCGUGGAGAUCGACGAGGACGUACUCGUCAUCAAGAAGAAGGUCCAUGUCGUCGGUGGGGACGUGGGGCAGCGGAGCCCUGGCGGUGGCGUCACGGAUUAUGCUCCCCAGCAGCAGACCCGAAGGGGCGCCACGGCGACAGAAGCUAGCAAGGAGGUGGCGGCACAGCAGGGCGGCGAGGUGAUCUACGCCCGGAUGCUCCUCCCGGCGGGGUACAGCAGGGAGGGCGUGGAGGCGGAGCUCAAGUCCGGCGUGCUCAGGGUCACUGUCGCCAAGAUCAAGGAGCGGGCGCGCAGGAAGAUCGACGUCAGCAUUCAAGUCAAGUAG